Molecule: messenger RNA, 2073 nt
Organism: Phlebotomus papatasi
Lineage: Eukaryota; Metazoa; Arthropoda; Insecta; Diptera; Psychodidae
Exons: 2
Coding region: 8-973 (321 amino acids)
Biological process (GO): regulation of DNA-templated transcription; DNA alkylation repair
Cellular component (GO): nucleus
Source: RefSeq, a predicted model, not a curated record
AUUUUUGAUGGGUCGUGUUAUCACUUUAGGUUUAGUUAAGAUUUUAUCGUUGGUGGGUUGUUCCUAUAAUUCGGUCGUAGCGAUAAACGCGUUUAGUCAGAAAGAGAAAAGCGAAGAGUUCACUGCAAAAGUUCAAGACGUCUGUGCGGUGUGUGCAUAUAUUUUUUUCCACAAAAAAUUUUUAUAUCCAGAAAAAGGUGAAAUAUUAAAAAUGAAUCAAAUGACGCAGAAGAGAGAUACAUCGCGGGGAUUCCCCGGAAAAUCAAAGCCGAGGCAUCCGGGAAACGAUGAUAAAAAAUCGCGAAAUCCUAUAAAUAGAUUUGGAAGUCUGAAAAUUGAUGAAAAUAAGAAAGAGUGCACUCACUUCAUUUCGAUUCCUUUCAAUGACGAUGAUUUCAAAAAGGCUUUCAAUGUCUUUCGUGACGAUUUGAAAAAUAAUUACGGAAGAUACCAUGUUCACGAAGAUAUUAUUCAGAAAACGGAAAAGUUGCACAGGACUAUCAUCAAUUUGAGACUUCCUACCCAAGGGGAUAUCGAUCGUGCGAAGAAAGUAUUCGAAGGCGAAAAGGAUGCUGUGGAGAAGAUUAUAAAAAGGAAUAAGCAAACCAAACAUGUAAUCAUUGUAGGAUUGCAGGAGCCACGGAAUUUAAUGAGAGCAUUUGCCUUGUAUGCUAAUCUUAGAUCUCAAAUUAUUGUUGAGAUCACAAAUCAUCUAACCGAAGUAUUUGAGAAAGCCAAUAUUAUAAUAUGUUCCGAUAAUCCUGUAAGUAACAGGAUCACCGUUAUUCAGAAAAGUCUCCUCACACCAGAGAACACCCAAAGAAUUGAUUAUUCUUUCAAUCCUGGGCCCAUACUUCACAAGUAUAAGAAUUAUGAAUUCGGAAAAUUCAACAUAAAAGAGAUAAAUUUGUCUCGACGACGUAAGUAUGGUACUGAUGGAUAUUUCGAAUCUGAGGCGGUAAUGAGUUUCUAAAUGAAAACACUUUGAACGCUUUGAAUGAACCCUUAUGAACCAAUAACUUUGCUGAUAUGACAAUCUCAGUAUUGAUUCUUGGAACUUGGAACUUUUAUAUUUUUAUUGAUUGUUUUCUGUUGCAUUGAUUUAUCAUAAAUAUUAACAUCUGGAAGAAUAGGGCUAAAAUGGGUACAAUUUUGAAUUAAACAUUUAGUUUUAGAAAAUACAUAAAAAAUUGCAAGAGGCUGUUGCAAUGAAAAAUAUUAAGUUUUACACAGAUCAACAAUAAAAAUUUUAAAUUUUGCAGAAAGCAGCCUCAACAAGGUAGCUUUGAAGAUAUUCUGAGCACCGUUUAAACCAUUUAGCAUUUGUAACUCCUUAAUAUGAAAUUUAAAAUUUAUCCCUGAAUUUUUAAAAAGAAUUAUGUAUUCUAGAGAAUACAAGUGCUAUAAUCGCUAUAGUUAAUAUUUUAGCACUUACUGUGUUAUCACACUUGCACAUUAAAAUUUUAAUAUGAUUCACAUUAAUUGUCGCUGGUGAGAGUCCAAAUGUGUAAUUUGUGUGUUUGAAUCAUUUUAUAUUCAAAAUUUGAUCUAUUUGUUGAUAAAAAGGUAGACUUGGCCCGCAAAAUUUGAUAUAAAUUGAUUUAUAGCAUUAAUGCGAAAAAUUAAUGUGAUUUUCUCUUUAAUUUUUUAAUGUGAAAAAGAUUUAUGAUUUAGGUAAAUGUAAUUUAUUUUUGCAUGCCAAGUCUACUUCUUUAUCAAUAAAUAGAAAAACGCCAAAUAUUAAGUGACUCAAAGACACAAAUAACAUAUUUGGACGCUCACAAGAGACAAUUAAUGUGAAUCACAUUAAAAUUUUAAUGUGCAAGUGUGAUAACGCCGUAUACAUGGUUCAGCUUAGAUUUGAUUAUGAAGUGAUUUUGUCUCUUAUCCUUUUAUUACAAAGACCGUACACUCUUUAAUAUGUCCCAGGUCUAAUAGGGCUCCCCCUACAUUCAAAUACUACCCAUAAUAAUACAAUCAAUUUAUUCAAAUAAUCUUAAUCUAUCAAUAGUUAUUAACUAUAAACUAAGGAAUGUAAUAUUGCAAAGAAUUAAAUAAAUUACAUUUUAAAAA